CGAACCGAGAAAUGCACGAUCGUUAGUUGUGUGGGACACACCGAGACAGCAACUCCUUACGUGCUCCAUAAAUAGACUAUCAUCAACCUAAGAGUAAAUCUUUUUCUUUUUCUUUGUCAAAAUAAUCAUUGCCAAAGAACGCUCAUCGAUCAUUCGCGAUUAUAUCCGAUGACAAUAACAAAGUGAAACGAAUCGACGGAUCUCAGCGAAGCUCGUCGAGCAUGUCAACGGACACCAGUCGCCAGACUUCUCAGAAGGCGAUGCUUGAAACCAGUAGGAGAUCCGCCAUAAGUACGUCCGAGCUAGGGCUCUAUUCUGAUCGCAGUGAUCGGUACAACAGGAAUCGUUACGGCCUGAUCGCAAGGAAAUUUGCGAUUGGAGUUAUGAUAGUGGUAACAGUAAUACUGGUGGCGAUAUUUAUGUACGAUUUUACGUCCGCCACAUCAAACAGUAAAAUCAAUCAGGAAACGAAGCAUAUAUAUAUACUACAGAAUGCUCUGAAAAAGUCACCUAAUCUUAUGAAAAAGUCUGCGAAUUCCACGAGCCUGUCCGAAGCUAUGGCUCGUCAAACGAACGCCCUUUAUAUGCAAGAUCGUUCGGAUGAUGAGAGGUAUGAUGAUUUCAUGCAAAAUGCGACGAGUGAUGUAAUGAUGGACGAGACUAUGGGCGGGCCGGAGAUGAGAGCGCAGAAUCUGCAUAACUUUAAACACCGGAAGAGAGUGCUGAAGUCUGUCGAAGAUACCAGGGAAAACGAGGAAGCCGAGGCCAAACAAUUGUUCGACAAUCAUGCGAUCGUUUAUCGAGUGAGACAAAGAUAUAAACAUCCAGAUUUGGAUGAGGACAUGAACACGGAGGACACUCGACCGAUACCGUUUCACUGGGAAUUCAAGACGCCACAUCCGACAUCAUUCAAACGUCCGAAAUAUCCGCAGUUGACGCAAUACCGAUACCCGCACUCGUCCAGGAACAUACAGGACAUCAUCAAGUACCUGACAAACAACGCCGAGCUACCGAAUCGCGGCAUCAAAUUUACUGGCGUGUAUGUGAAUCCGAAAAAAUACGAUCUGAUGCCUACCAUGAGCGAAAUGAUGUCCAAUAACGAUAAAUCAAGUGAAGAGAUGUCAUCUUAUUCGAUUAAAUCGCAGCACCAUAAUGAUCCAUUUUAUCAGUACAAACCGAAACAUCCGGCAGAUGUUAAUCUCUUAGCCACAUCUAACGUGAGAUUCUCACCGAUCGGAGUACAUCGUUACAGUCCUUACUACGAUUCUUUAUACUCUCGACCCAUGUUCAGUUACAAUAAACCGAUCAUGACGGAACCACAGUACGAAAGUCUCGGUUCUUACGCGUCAAACUCUUUCGCGAAGAGCCGAAAACCAAAGCCGUUUAGUGUGAUGCUCGACAUUUAUCCCAUCACUGAUAUCAUGGAGCAGAAUAAGAAGACAUCGUGGACAAGACCGCAAGAAUCUAUGGACGAUUAUGAUUCUAGGAGACCCCUUCAGUAUAAUCGUGUGCCGAAAUUUCACGUAUCAUCCCCGCAACCGAUUCCUCUCAUAGCUAUACCCAGCCCUACGACUUUAUCGGAGGAAGAAGAAAAGCAGCAGAUGAUAUUUCAUCUGAAUCUGUAUCCUCGAAAGAAGAGUAAGCUCAACAGACACGAGAUCAUUCAUCGAUCGGAAUUGAUGGGAACUCAGGAGCGACAACAAUUCGCGAAGAAAAUAAUGUCUCCUUUAGAAUCGAUUGCCAAACAUUUGACCGAUCAUUCCGCGAUCGAGGAAUCGAAAUUCGAGGAGAAUCAAAACUCAGAAACGACUAGUACGCCGAUCACGCGAUACCACGAAAUAAAUCUAGAUGAUAAGCGUGAAAAGAAUGGAGAUUUUGCGUUAAAUAACGAUUCAGAAAUCUAUUCAGAUCUGGAUAGCGAUGAUACUAUUGUUGGGGAUACUACUGUGUUUUCCAAUCAUAAAUUAAGUCUAGAUGAGGACUAUGCCAGCACGGAGAAAUAUGAAAUAAAUGCACAGAAAAUGAUAAUGAGUACGGAAAAGAAUUUUGCGAAUUGCGAUAAUGAAACGGUGAUUGACAGCUCGAGAGUCAAUGAGGACAAAAGCAUCGAUUUUUCAAAAGAUACCACCAAAGAAUUUUAAUGUUUCACAAUUUUUAUGUUUAAUGCAAUUGUUCUUGUAUCUUGUUUGAUGAAAUAUUUCUGUACUGUAAUUUUUAAUCUUAAUUAUUUUUAUCGAUAUUUAUUUUAAAACAUUGCGUGAACGUUAUAUGUUCUAUAUUAUUAAUUUAGAGAAUAUUUCACAGACGCCAGAAAGGACAAAAAAUUAUAAACUUGUAAUGAAGCUAUUUACAAGCAAGCACUUAUAAGUCAAAAUGAAAAUUUUGACUAGAUUCAAUAAUAAUUCAAUAAAAUUGUGACAGACGUUCAUUAAUUAUAGAAACAAGAAUUCGUCCCUAUUUUAUUGAACAUUACGGAGAAAAAUAUGACGUCAAUGUACUUGUCACGUAACCGGACAAAAAUUUUAAUAUCCUGUUUAUAAUCCGCUCGAAUCUGACCUGCUUCUUUGCCUUGACAUUUUCGUUAAAGGCAUUCCGAGAUCAAAUCUCUAAUAAUUUUUAGCAAGAACGAUUAAGAGAUAUUCGUUGCUUACAGAAGAUUACUUCAUAGAUCUUGCAAUGCUAAACAUAUGAUUUACGUUUAUGAGUACAAAAUUGCCAAAACAACAGAAAAAUUUUAGUCGUAAUACGAAAUAAUUUAAAAAGAUAUUUUGCACGUGAAUUGCAUUAUGGCAAAUCUUCAAGAAGUUUUAAUUGAUUUAACAUAAUUAAUCUGACAUAUAUGUUUAUUUUAAAAG
Cataglyphis hispanica is the source of this 2855-nucleotide messenger RNA. RefSeq lists its product as uncharacterized. Lineage: Eukaryota; Metazoa; Arthropoda; Insecta; Hymenoptera; Formicidae. The record is from RefSeq and is a predicted model, not a curated record. The transcript is spliced from 6 exons. Bases 222 to 2141 code for a protein of 639 amino acids.